UGAAGUGGUUGAAAAUAUUGUAAUUGUUGUGGAAGAAGCGAAAAAAACCAUUUGUAGAGGAAUUCCAUUCCCUUCACAUAGGUAUCUUACUGCCCACUUAUUUUCUUAAAUUUCCUUUGACAACCGACAAAGUUUCUUUUGAGAGCCGACUAAUUCGAUUAAAGUGCGUGAUAGAAGAGGCGGGAAAGCUUAUCCGAGCUCCUAUAUAUUUGAGAUCCGCCAAUAGUGAAGGACGCUACAAUAACCCAAUUUCGUGGCUGGAGAAUCCUCUUUUUUUGUGCCGCUGCUGCAAAAAUAAUUGUAUUGCUCGAAGGUAGCAUGUCUCCUCUCCUUGAAUAAAUUUUGAGAGUGAAUCUGUUGCUGAUGAGGAGUGGACAUUUUUGGAGUACGAUUCAAUUCUAACCAUUUCUAGCAUUAAAAUGGCAAGAGAUAAGGUUCAUAAAGCUUCCAGUGAAACAAAAAAGGUUCUAAGGGAAGUUAAUAACUCAGGAAAAAAGUCUAAUCUGGCCAAUGGAGGCACCUCUGAAACACCUGAUACUCUGAGAAAGAGGAACCAGAAAAGUAAGAAGCAAGAUCAUCCAUCUGAUGGAGAAAAAAAUGAUUCUACAGCAGCUAAUUUGAUUGAAACCAAUCAUUUGGAGUCGGAAGAACUUGAACUGGAAAAGGAUAUGAAUCAAAAGUCUAGCAAGUCAGCUACCAAAGCUCGAAAGGGUAAACCACCCGCUGGGAAAAAAUAUGUCUUGAGAUCGUUGUCAAAUGGAGUUCGGGUACUGAGGCCAAGAUCAAAUAAAAAUGAGAAGACCCUUUGUAAAAGUGAUGGUAAUGCCUUGGAAAGCAGUGCAGAGAAAAGUACAGAAAGGAAAAGAAAGAAUAAAAAGAGAAAACACAUUCAACAUGAUGAACUAUCCAGAAUUAGAAAGCGUGUAAAAUAUUUUUUGCUUCGAAUUGGUUUUGAGCAAAACAUGAUUGAUGCAUAUUCUAGUGAAGGAUGGAAAGGCCAAAGUCAAGAAAAGAUUAGACCAGAAAAGGAGCUUCAAAAAGCUGCAUCAAAGAUUUCGCAGUUGAAGCUUCAAAUUCGUGAAGGUUUCCACCAGCUGCAUACCUUGUUAUUAGAGGGAGUUCUUGAAGAAGCUGCAUUUGAUUCACAGGGUCAAGUGAAUAGUGAGGAUAUUUUCUGUGCAAAGUGUAGGUCAAAAGACUUGUUUCCAGAUAAUGACAUUGUCCUUUGUGACGGGGCGUGUGAUCGUGGGUUUCAUCAGAAAUGCCUUGAGCCUCCUCUGGCAACUGAAGACAUUCCUCCUGGUGAUGAAGGUUGGCUCUGCCCAGGGUGUGACUGCAAACUUGAUUGUUUAGAUUUAGUCAAUGAUUACCUGGGCACAGAAUUUGAACUUGAGGAUGGUUGGGAGAAAAUUUUUGCCGACACAGCUGCCAUUGUAGCUGGAGAUGAGGUACCCCUUGACUUGGAGGACAUGCCAUCUGAUGACACAGAAGAUGAUGAUUAUGAUCCUGAUACUCUGGAAUUACCUGAUGAUAGACAGCAGGAGGGCUCAAGAUCUGAAGAGAGUUUUGGCACAAAUGAUACUAGCAACUCAAGUGAUUCAAGCAGUGAUGAUGAAGGUUAUGAAAGUGGUGAAGGUUCUGAAAGUGAUGAGGCCUCUCAAUCCUCCUUAGAAGGUGACUCAGAGAAUUUCAGUGAGCACUUGGUGGGCUCAAGAAAGAAAAAGUUUAAAAUGGCCAGGGAUAAGAAUGCUCAGGAAAUUUCUGAACUGCCCAAGAUUUCGGAUGUAGACGAGAAAGAUGAUAUUACUUCACCUGUCUCAGGGAAAAGGCAUCGUCAAGAAGUUGACUAUAAGAAGCUUCAUGAUGAGUUGUAUGGACUUGAUGCUUCUGAUAAAAGUAUGAGUGAAGAUGAUGAGGAAUGGGGACUUGGAAAGCGGUCAAAGAAAGGAAGUUUGGCAAAUAUGGAGCAAGGCAGUUCUAGUAUGUCAAAAGGAAAGCAGCUUGGUAAUAUAUCAGUAUCAAAGAAAAAAGUGAAGGCACUUGAUGUAAAGCCUCCAGAAGAUAACGAUAGAUCAAAAUCAACAUUGUUCAAAAAAGGAAAAAGUGAGAAAGAAAAUGGAGAAAGUGCAGUGGCACAGGAAAUAAAGCAUAUUGAGCAGGAGUUUAAUGCAGAAAUUCUACCAUUAGAUGCCAAAUUUCCUACAAAAGAAAAUGCUGCCAGGCAACAGCAGCCUGAAAAUUCUCCAGCAUCAGCCAAGCAAAAUACAUCUUCUAGGAUGCUUACUUCUGCAGUUGAGGAGAUUUCAGGACAUGCUACUUCUGAUAAAAGUAACAGUAAAGAAAAGAAUCAGAACUUUGGGAAGCGAUCAAAGAAAAAAAGGCAGCCUGAUGCAGGACAAGACAAUUCUAGUAUUUCAAAAGGAAAGAAGCAAAAUAAAGCUUCUGUAACAAAGAGAAAAGGAAAGGCAGCUGGUUUUGGGUCUCCUGAAGAUGAUAAUCAAUCAAAACCGUCUGUAUGCAAAAUGGAAAAAAAAGAUAAACAAAAUGAAGAGUGUGCACAGGCAAAUAAAGAGAACUACAAAGACAGCUCUCAUGCAGAAAUUUUACCAUUAGAAUUUAAAUCUCCCACAAAGGAAAGUGAUUUCCAGCAGCAGCAGGAGCAAUGUGGGAGUUCUUCUGUCUCAGCAAAACGACGUUCAUUUAGUAGGUUACCUACUGCUGCUGUUGAGAAGUUUCGCAGCGUUUUUGGUGAGAUCCGUUUUCCAUCACGCUCUUUGAAAGAGGAUUUAGCAAAGGAAUUUGGCAUCUCUUUCAAGAAGGUUCACAAAUGGUUUGACAAUGCACGCAAUCACCCACAAGCCUCUGCUGGAAAGAAGCAAACAGUUACUGUUAAUCAGGAUUCCACACACUCAACUCCCAUCAAAGAUAACAAGGUGCCAGUAGAAUCAAAUGACACAGGCAGAAUGGAGAAAGUGGGAAGCAGUGCUAAAAGCUUUUCUGAACAAGUAAAGAAAAUGGGUAGGAGAAAGCAUGGAAAUAAUGAGAUAAGAAGUCCAACUGAUACUGCCCUUGGAAAGGAGUCAACUAUAAACUGAACUACAGUGCAAAAUUCGUACGGAAUAAACGAAGAGACACUCUGCCACUAUAAUAUGUCUUCAUGCCCAUGCUUCUGUGUGAAAAUUGCUUGCUGUUUACCAUGCACACUGGUCACUGCAAAUGCAAGAAAUGGAGAUAAAUCUAGUUUGAAUUUCAAUGAUUCUUGUCAACUGGUUUAACAAGCAACCAAGUGGCAGAAUUCUCUCUUAAGCACAGGUUGCCUGUUCUAGUAUUCAACUUAGCAUACAUCAUUCCAUUUCAACUUUCAGAUGUUUUGAUCCCUUUUUUCUCCAGUUGCCAACCAAAUAACUAAAAACCAUCUAAUGUUACAUUAUAAUGUAUUAUUUUUCCAAUUGAUAAAUAAUAUCACCUGGGUUUUCUUUUCUUAGAGUACCAGAUGUUGGCUUCUGCAAGGAGAAUGGAUCAGUUUUGCAAGUAAAUCGCUUCUGUUGAAUUUUUGCUACUCAUUUUUUGGACAGAUUCAAAGAGUAGCUUGUUUGAUGAGGGUUCACUGCAAGCUAGUGGCAGCAGCAAAUUUCUGACCAAGGAAAAAUGAUAUUUUAAUUUGAGAUCUGACCCAUUUAGGUUGGAUAAUAUCACUCCUGAAUUUAUUUGAAUAAGUUGUCACAGCUGUCCUAGAGUGCAUGGAUCUGUAUGGCAGAGAAUAAAUAGCACUUUGGCUUUGUUGUCUAAAUGCUGAGAAACUGUUUUGUGGGUACAGCAUACAGGAGAACAUAGAAUAUUAGAGAGAUUUUUUUUUGGUAGUCUUAUCAUUGACAUUAUGCUUGAUGGCAUUAACAUUGAAAACAAAGGAUAAUCAACUGUCUUACUGUUUUAUGUUCUCCUGUUCCUUUUCCACACUGGAUUAAGCUAGCAAUUUGAUUGCACUCUUUAAAGCCUUGUUCCCGAGCAAUCCAGAAGUGAAUGGCUCCUCUUCAGAUGUCUACGAAUGACUUGCAGCUAUCAUUAUUUCUCACAGAAAUCUGGACACACAAGGUUUUGUUCUGUAUCAGAAAUGCCAACCUUUUUGGCAUUAAUAGAUAUUAGAAAUAGCACAUUUGUGUUUUCUGACAUCUGCAAAGCAAAUUUGUAUGUAACAUAUGGAUCUGUUUGAAUUUUGGAGAAUUGCAGUUAAAUUGCAACGAGCAGAUAAUUAUGGGCAUAGCCAUGAGCCAACUCUAAUAAUAAAUCUAAUGAUACAGUCCAAAUAUCAUCACACCAAAAAUUCAAUCUGUCAA
Cryptomeria japonica (Japanese cedar) is the source of this 4334-nucleotide messenger RNA. Its product is annotated as homeobox protein HAT3.1. The record is from RefSeq and is a predicted model, not a curated record. Gene Ontology annotation, cellular component: nucleus. The transcript is spliced from 13 exons. Gene Ontology annotation, molecular function: chromatin binding; DNA binding. Lineage: Eukaryota; Viridiplantae; Streptophyta; Pinopsida; Cupressales; Cupressaceae. Gene Ontology annotation, biological process: regulation of DNA-templated transcription; chromatin organization. The coding region runs from base 420 to 3095 and encodes 891 amino acids.